Cladophialophora yegresii CBS 114405 is the source of this 1479-nucleotide messenger RNA. RefSeq lists its product as uncharacterized. Gene Ontology annotation, molecular function: mRNA binding. The coding region runs from base 1 to 1479 and encodes 492 amino acids. The record is from RefSeq and is a predicted model, not a curated record. The transcript has a single exon. NCBI's taxonomy places the organism in Eukaryota, Fungi, Ascomycota, Eurotiomycetes, Chaetothyriales, Herpotrichiellaceae.
AUGGCCUUACCAACUACAGGUAUUGAGGUCGCCGCGGCGGAUAGACGGAUGUCGAGCGCGAACGAAGCCGCGCUGGCCGCCCUGCCAACCAUUAUGCUGCGACGCCUACCACGGCAUACUAGUCCUGAGGCAGUACGAACCAUGCUAUUGUUCGCCAAGGACCUACGAGAUACAGAAAUCGUCCCAAACGAAUAUGAGGAGGACGUCGGCUUUGCGACCGCAAUCGCCAGAUUCUCCUCCUUCGCUGGUGCGUCCGAAGCCCAAGCAAUGCUCGAUGGGAAGCCCAACACAGCCGGACAGGCCAAAAUGGUUGUGGAGGUCAUAUCCAUCCCAUCCAUGGCCGCGAUUCCGCGGCGCAACACAAUUGAUCCUCUAGCGGGCCGCAAAGUGGCACAGUCGGUAUCACCUCCCACGUCCAGCGCUCAGAGGUCGUCACGCUUCAACGGCACCUUUCAGGCCAUGGACAGGACGUCCCCACCAUUGAUUGGAUCGCCCUUGGAACAUGCCACUUCCAACAGCUCGCAGUCGCAGACCAUGUUUUCGUCUCUGUCGCCCGUGGCCAGCGCGAUGGCGGACCGGCCUAGGGCUAGCGGCAAAAAGGUCAUCGAUGAGGAUGGCGCAGAUGAUGAUACAGGCGAGCUCAUCAAGGACCCACUGGCAUAUAUGCAUGGCUCUUCUACGAAUGGCGCGGCGAAGAAGUCGACAAGCCAACACAUGCCUACCGCGGCAUUCUCAGCGCUGUCUCUGAAUACCAAUAUCGGCAACGGCGCGGCGAACAACUACGUGUCGCCGCGAUCCGCCGUGGGGCCUAGAACACCUCACUCACAGUUCCCCACGAUAGGUCCUAAUGGACCCUACCCACAACCUUUCAUCCGACACAAUUACCCCCCGGUCAAUCCCGCCGACCAGAAUCCGCCAUGCAAUACCCUUUACGUUGGGAACUUGCCAAUUGACACCUCGGAGGAUGAGUUGAAAGCUAUGUUUUCGAAGCAAAGGGGCUACAAAAGGCUGUGCUUCCGGACCAAACAGAACGGGCCGAUGUGUUUUGUGGAGUUUGAGGACAUAUCAUUCGCGACGAAAGCUUUGAAUGAAUUGUAUGGGGCGCAGCUCCACAACAGUGUCAAAGGUGGCAUUCGCUUGAGCUUUUCCAAAAAUCCACUUGGGGUGCGAGCGGGCCAGCCGGGCAGCAACAGCCCGCCCACGCCUUUGAGUGCCGCUGGACCUCUGGGCGUCAAUGGGUACACCAACAUGACGCCUGGCGGAUUCUCGACGGCCAAUGGACCGCCACCGGGGCUUUCGGUACCCCCGGGGCUGAACAUGGGCGUCGUGAGCGGAGGAGUUCCCCAAGCCGCGUUUGUCAACCAAGGCUUCGCCGUCGGCAACGGGCCCGUGCCUAACAUACGGGGGAUAUCCAUGAGUAAUGGCGCUCAAGCACCGGGAAUGGGUGGCGUGUACCCUGAUUACAUGCUUGGAAGGUAA